AUGGCAGACGACCCUGGUAGCGCGGGCGGCGGCGACGACAGUGAAGGCGACCUCCGCAGCGGCGAGCUCGAUCUUCUGAAAUCUGGCAACUUUGCCGACGUCGACAUCGUCUGCGGCGACCGCACUUGGAAGUGCCACAGAGCGAUCCUCGUGCCCCGCUCCGCCUGGUUUCAGAAAGCCCUCUCGGGUCCAUUCGAGGAGGCAAGUACCAGACAGAUCAAACUGGACGAGGAGAACCCCGACAGCGUCGAUCUUGCGCUGAAGUAUAUCUAUAGCCGUGGGCUUGAAGUGGAGUCUUCCAUCGCGCCCAACAAUUUUGUCGAACAAUGCGUUUGCCUUUGGCAUCUUGCAGACUUUUUACUGCUCGGUCCGUUGAAGCCGCUUGUGGAAAAAGCUGUUCACAGUUACUGCGACAAGCGGAUGAAACAAUUUUGCACAUUCGGUGUGGCGUCUGAUUGGAUGAGUACGGCGACAACGGGCGAACUGACCCCGUGGGCCCUCGACCUGAUUUCCGGAGUCCGGCAGUCUUACAAAUGGAACGCCGAGCACUUGAAGGCAGUGCUUAUGGAAUUUCUUUGGGUCGGAAGAUUUGAUACUCUGCGGUUUGGCGGCGCCUCAGUCCUUUUCCAUCACCUGACAGACACACCGAAAUUCAUGGACGACUUCCUGGGCUACUAUGCUUCAGGCAAUUGGAUCCCGGAUCGAGUUUGGGCUGUGCUUUGUCGCAAAGAGGCUACCCUGCAAGCAGGACAACAGAAAUGUCGACGAUGCCUGAAACAUAUCACCUGGUCACACGAGGAUAGAAAUGGGCAAAUCGCGGAUCCCUUUGAGCUCGUCAGAAACACCGUCGUUACAACAGGCUGGUGCCGGGACUGCUCGAAGCUCGACACCAUCCCCUGGAGAGAGGAGAAUGACGGCUGA
Molecule: messenger RNA, 921 nt
Organism: Diaporthe batatas
Lineage: Eukaryota; Fungi; Ascomycota; Sordariomycetes; Diaporthales; Diaporthaceae
Exons: 4
Coding region: 1-921 (306 amino acids)
Biological process (GO): proteasome-mediated ubiquitin-dependent protein catabolic process; regulation of proteolysis
Cellular component (GO): cytoplasm
Molecular function (GO): ubiquitin protein ligase binding
Source: RefSeq, a predicted model, not a curated record